UCGGAAUCGCGAGCUCACGACUUCAAUUUCCGCUAGGGAGCGAGAGGAGCUUCUGGUGGUGGUGGUGGUGAGGAGAUUCUGUGUUCCCCCCCCUCCCCCCACAGAGUCUUGUUGUUGAGGCUAUACGGGGGGGGUGAGGGUGGGGUGAGGAGCGACUGGUGAGGAGCUGCUGCUGGUGGUGAGGAGGAGGAGGAGGAGUGGCCGGCCAUGCCUCUCGCUCAGCUCGCCGACCCCUGGGUCAAGAUGGAUAUCAAGCGGCAAGGAGAGAAUGUGAUCCUUGCAGCCACAGACAACUUGGAUGAGAGCGCCCCGGUCCAGGAGCAGGAGGCGGGGGAGGAGGACGAGGAGAAGGAGAUCCACAUCACGAGCCACACGCGCGCCGGGGCCGAGCGAGCGGACGCCUCGCACUUCGAGCUCCUCAAGGUGCUGGGAGCUGGCUCCUUCGGCAAGGUGUUUCUCGUGCGUAAGGUUACCGGGUCGGACAAGGGCCAGCUGUUCGCCAUGAAGGUCCUCAAGAAAGCCACGCUCAAGGUUCGCGACCGUGUGAGGACGAAGAUGGAGCGAGACAUCCUGGUGGACGUCAACCACCCCUUCAUCGUGCGCCUCCACUAUGCGUUCCAGACGGAGGGGAAACUCUACCUCAUCCUGGACUUCCUGCGAGGCGGUGACCUCUUCUCUCGCCUCUCCAAAGAGGUGAUGUUCACGGAGGAGGACGUGAAGUUCUACCUGGCAGAGCUCGCCUUGGCUCUCAACCACCUGCACGGCGUGGGAAUCAUCUACAGGGACCUCAAGCCCGAGAAUAUUUUGCUGGACGAAGUGGGACACAUCAAACUGACAGACUUUGGCCUGAGCAAGGAGGCCAUCGACCACGAGAAGAAGGCCUACAGCUUCUGUGGCACGGUGGAGUACAUGGCGCCGGAGGUGGUGAACCGGCGCGGGCACGGACACGCGGCCGACUGGUGGUCACUCGGCGUGCUCAUGUUCGAGAUGCUGACUGGGACGCUGCCCUUCCAAGGCCGAGACCGCAAGGAGACCAUGGCCAUGAUUCUCAAAGCCAAGCUGGGGAUGCCACAGUUCCUGAGCUCCGACGCUCAGAGCCUCCUGCGUAAUCUCUUCAAGAGGAACCCCACAAACAGACUCGGAGCUGGGCCUGACGGAGUGGGGGAAAUAAAGCGGCACCCCUUCUUCUCUACCAUCGACUGGAACAAGCUCUACCGGAAGGAGAUCCACCCUCCGUUCAAGCCGGCUGUAGGGAAAGCGGACGACACCAGAUGCUUUGACCCGGAGUUCACCUCCAGAACUCCAAAAGACUCCCCCGGGCUGCCCCCGAGUGCGAGUGCUCAUCAGCUGUUCCGCGGCUUCAGCUUCGUGGCUCCGUGCGCUCUGGGGGGCGACGGCGGCGGCGGCGGCGCUCCCCCAGCAGUCACGCGCCCCCUGGUGGUGCAGAAGGAGCAGCAGGCUUACCUGGAGGUCUACGAGCUCAAGGAGGACAUCGGCGCCGGCUCCUUCAGCGUCUGCAAGCGCUGCGUGCACCGUGCCUCCGGACUUGACUACGCGGUCAAGAUCAUCGACAAGAGCAAGCGGGACCCCUCGGAGGAGAUUGAGAUCCUUCUCCGCUACGGGCAGCACCCCAACAUCAUCACGCUGCGCGACGUUUACGACGACGGGAAGCACGUCCACCUGGUCACGGAGCUGAUGACGGGCGGCGAGCUGCUGGACAAGAUCCUGCUGCAGAAGUUCUUCUCGGAGCGCGAGGCCAGCGCAGUGCUGCAGACGGUGACGCGCACCGUAGCUUACCUUCACUCGCAGGGGGUGGUGCACAGGGAUCUCAAGCCCAGCAACAUGCUGUUUGUGUGUGUGUGUUGGCUAGGUGGUGCACAGGGAUCUCAAGCCCAGCAACAUGCUGUUUGUGUGUGUGUGUGUUGGCCAGGUGGUGCACAGGGAUCUCAAGCCCAGCAACAUGCUCUUUGUGUGUGUGUGUGUGUUGGCCAGGUGGUGCACAGGGAUCUCAAGCCCAGCAACAUGCUGUUUGUGUGUGUGUGUGUGUUGUCCAGGUGGUGCACAGGGAUCUCAAGCCCAGCAACAUGCUGUUUGUGUGUGUGUGUGUUGGCCAGGUGGUGCACAGGGAUCUCAAGCCCAGCAACAUGCUGUUUGUGUGUGUGUGUGUUGGCUAGGUGGUGCACAGGGAUCUCAAGCCCAGCAACAUGCUCUUUGUGUGUGUGUGUGUUGGCCAGGUGGUGCACAGGGAUCUCAAGCCCAGCAACAUGCUGUUUGUGUGUGUGUGUGUUGGCCAGGUGGUGCACAGGGAUCUCAAGCCCAGCAACAUGCUGUUUGUGUGUGUGUGUUGUCCAGGUGGUGCACAGGGAUCUCAAGCCCAGCAACAUGCUGUUUGUGUGUGUGUGUGUUGGCUAGGUGGUGCACAGGGAUCUCAAGCCCAGCAACAUGCUGUUUGUGUGUGUGUGUGUUGGCUAGGUGGUGCACAGGGAUCUCAAGCCCAGCAACAUGCUAUUUGUGUGUGUGUGUGUUGUCCAGGUGGUGCACAGGGAUCUCAAGCCCAGCAACAUGCUGUUUGUGUGUGUGUGUGUGUUGGCCAGGUGGUGCACAGGGAUCUCAAGCCCAGCAACAUGCUCUUUGUGUGUGUGUGUGUGUUGGCCAGGUGGUGCACAGGGAUCUCAAGCCCAGCAACAUGCUCUUUGUGUGUGUGUGUGUGUUGUCCAGGUGGUGCACAGGGAUCUCAAGCCCAGCAACAUGCUGUUUGUGUGUGUGUGUGUUGUCCAGGUGGUGCACAGGGAUCUCAAGCCCAGCAACAUGCUGUUUGUGUGUGUGUGUGUUGUCCAGGUGGUGCACAGGGAUCUCAAGCCCAGCAACAUGCUGUUUGUGUGUGUGUGUGUUGGCUAGGUGGUGCACAGGGAUCUCAAGCCCAGCAACAUGCUAUUUGUGUGUGUGUGUGUGUUGGCUAGGUGGUGCACAGGGAUCUCAAGCCCAGCAACAUGCUGUUUGUGUGUGUGUGUGUGUUGGCUAGGUGGUGCACAGGGAUCUCAAGCCCAGCAACAUGCUGUUUGUGUGUGUGUGUGUGUUGGCUAGGUGGUGCACAGGGAUCUCAAGCCCAGCAACAUGCUGUUUGUGUGUGUGUGUGUUGGCUAGGUGGUGCACAGGGAUCUCAAGCCCAGCAACAUGCUGUUUGUGUGUGUGUGUGUGUUGGCUAGGUGGUGCACAGGGAUCUCAAGCCCAGCAACAUGCUGUUUGUGUGUGUGUGUGUUGGCCAGGUGGUGCACAGGGAUCUCAAGCCCAGCAACAUGCUCUUUGUGUGU
Messenger RNA from Petromyzon marinus (sea lamprey), 3311 nucleotides. The record is from RefSeq and is a predicted model, not a curated record. Lineage: Eukaryota; Metazoa; Chordata; Hyperoartia; Petromyzontiformes; Petromyzontidae.